Aspergillus caelatus is the source of this 740-nucleotide messenger RNA. RefSeq lists its product as uncharacterized. The transcript has a single exon. The record is from RefSeq and is a predicted model, not a curated record. Lineage: Eukaryota; Fungi; Ascomycota; Eurotiomycetes; Eurotiales; Aspergillaceae. Bases 121 to 690 code for a protein of 189 amino acids.
GCGCUUUCCCCAAAUAGGCACGCUUUACCUUCCUCUGCCAGUAAUUGACCGUCACCAUCACCAUCACCAUCAGCGUCACUGCAGAAUACAGAGUAUAUACUACUACAGAGUAAAUGCGCUAUGAAAUCUCAGCGAAACAAAUCACGCCUUCUACUAGCCCUCUACGCACGACCUAAGCACCCCGAAAGCUAUCACUAUGCUCUAUUAUUCUGCCCCAAAACCACAGCAGCGCAGAACGCAAAGCCUCUUCCGGCAACUAAAUACCAUGUCAAAAAUACAAUCGAAAAUAUCAACGACCGGAUCUCCCAGCCCUGGCGCUUUGAGCGAUCCAUGAUAGAUGAUAUUAAUCUGGAACCGCGGUUAUUGGUUUGUGUUGUGAUCGGAAAAAUUGUCUCGCAGGAGCAUGUGGAGAGGGUGUUUGGUGAAACGCCUGUCUACCAGGUUGAUCAUCCUGACAAGGAGAAAGCGUUGGUUUUUGAUUGUCGGUCGUGGGUGGUCGAUGCUCUGGAGAGGCUUCGGAAGUCGGGUGUUGUUUCUUCGCUACUUGAUUGGGAAUUGCUAGAGAGGAAGGCUGUGGAGUAUGUUGAGGGGAAGAAGAGAAUGGGGAGAUGGGACGCUGGCCAAGAUGUAAGUGCGAAGUUAAGAGUUCCGAUCAUGGACUUGAUCAUAGGGUCAGAAAUUUCUACUUAAUGUGGGCUUAUGUAUUGAUGUGAUAUGAUAAUCGUUGAUAUGAUAUGAUU